AUGCCGGGAAUUUACUCCAAGCCUCCCACUCGAAUAGAAUUUGCUUCCGAUAUUCGCUGCUUGGUGGCUGCCGCUGAAGAGCGUUUUGCUUCUGGGGGUUGUUGGGAAAGCCAUGUGCAUCUGUUAGUAGACGAAAUAGAAGCAGAAAGAUUGAAGGCAAGAGAAGAGGCAUUAAAUGAACAGGAAGAGGAAGAGCGACAGAAGGCACGAGAAGGCGAGGAGAAACUGAAGGCGACAGACUUGCGAUUGAAUGAGAACAAACAUACCACAGACAGCGAAAUAAAACAAACAAAUAAUAAAACAAGCAAAGAAAAGAUUCAGUUCCAGCAGCGCAUUGCACGAAAAGAUAUCGAUGUUGCUCAUGUCUUCUUCGAAUGCGGCAUCCAUCAAUUCUUCUGCAAAAUACUUCAAGAGAAAAAUUUAAAUGCUAAUUACGCUGUUUUACAGCGCAUCUUAGGGGUGUAUCAGUUGUUUUCACUGAUAGAGUUGGAUCCGUUCGAUGACGACUUGGGUGUAAUGUCUCUGUUAAAUUAUUUUUUAUGUGAACGCCAUUCAUAUUAUGUAGAUAUUAACUGGAAGGAUGCGGAGCUGCAGCACAUGCAGCAGUUUCUUUCUGCAUUUCUCUCUUUUGUUUCUUCUUCUAUCCGGCUGUAUACACCAACAUUUCUAUCUUCUCAAAGCACCAACUCUGAUGAUAGCCCUGGAGCUAUACAUACGCUUGAACAAGACAUUCUUAAACAAGAAACAAAUGAAAAAGAUAAUCUGCAACUACAACUCAAACUCAACGCAAUCAGGACCCUAUACGCAGCACUCCGAACUUUCCCCCCACAUCGUGUGGUUGGAGGGUUUGCGGUGUCGAGGAUGGCGUUUUGUUUUUCUCGCGUACGGUGUUUUGAAUUUAUAAAAAAUUUGCGCGAAUUAAUCGCCGCCAAUUUAAACCCUCAAACCGAACUCCUCCAACUGCUGCCUCAAACGGUUGCUGCUAUUGCUGCCUUUGGUAUCGGCCCUUCAAUUAGCAGGCGAGCCGUUCGCGCCGCUCUUUGCUGGUCUUCUACAGCGUUUGCUCUUCCAGAAGAAAGGUGCCCCUGCCGCUACUGCGAAUUCCACCGGCGUUUAUUGAAGCUGAUAAAAAAGCGAGAUGAAUUGGGAGUGCAGAAUGCAACAGAAGCAAAACACCAAAUUUGUUUUUCUCUUGUUCGAGGAGGCCUAUCCAACUUCCUCGUCGAUGUCCUGGAGGGCAUAAAAGCAACAAUGGCGGAAGACGAAUUUGCUGGCGAUAGCCUGGAGAACAUUUCGUGGAUUUUACUUUUAUGUUCGUGGGCAUACGAAGAUGUACAUCAAGGAAACAGCAUCCUCUCUGCUAAUGCCUUUAGCUUGACUAGAAUUCUUCUAGAAGUGCUGGAGGCAUUUUAUGCUUCCCCAGCAUCAACAGCAGCAGCAGCAGCAAAUCGAUUUUUUGACGAGGGGGCGUCGAGCUUGCUGCGGGUAGUUUUAUCUCUUGUUCUGCGUUCAAAAGAAAAAGAAAGAAAGUGUUUAAUUAUACUUUGCCGCGAGACGUUCAGCGCCAUCGCCAGCUGUCUGUACACCGCACUGCAGCAGAUACACCCCACAGUCGCAUGCACAAAAACAACAGGCAAAGACGAACAACAAAACGAAACACCGAAUGAAAACAUCUCUUCAGCCCCGCAUUUGUCUUCGCCAGUUGACAGCCCGGCCUUCGACUCUGCAGAGAAAACACUCAACGUCGCUCUGCUAAUCUUUGCGUUGUCUGAACUCCUUCUAGACCCAAGCACUAAUACUAAUACUCUUCAACACAAACAGCUGCAGCACCAGCAGCAGCAGCAGAUGCAGCAGAUGCAGCAGACGCAGCAGCAGCAGGGGAAGGAGCAGCAGCAGCAGAUGCAGCUGCACGAGAAGGAGCAGCAGCAGCAGCUGCAGGAGAAGCAGCAGCAGCAGCAGGGUGAUGGUGGUAUAAAUUCGCCCGUUGAUUUGCUGCUGCGUUCAUUAAAUGGGCUGACGUCGACAUUGGAGUGUCUGCUUCCUCGAUUUGAGGUUUUAAAAGAAGAGAAAAGAAAAGAAGAAAAAGAAGAAGAAAGUAGAAGGGAGAACAAAACAGAAGCAGCAGCAGAAGUGAUGCGACGCGCACCCCCAGAAGCCGUCGGCCCUGCUGGCUUCAACCCAAACGAAUUCUUUUUAGGCACCUUCGGGUUAAUGGCAGUACUUCUGGGGCUGCUGCAGCUCAAAGGAGUUGAACAACUACGAUGGAGAUUUGUCCCAAGCCCAAUUUCUGCUGCUUCUCCUGCUGCUGCUGCUGCUGCUCCUGCUGCUGCUGCUCCGGCUGCUGCUGCGGGGGCAUUCGCGUCCACAGCAAGGACUUUGCUCGGCCACUACCAAGAGAUUCAAAAGGAGAGAUGUGAGACAGUGAAGAAAUUCGCCAACUUUACUAUUCUCCGAUCAGAACAAGCAGCUGGGCUCGUACUGCGAGCUGCUGAUGCGCUGUGUAUUUACUUUAAGCUGAAGCAAUCGUUUAAAUCCCAAUAA
Molecule: messenger RNA, 2541 nt
Organism: Eimeria acervulina
Lineage: Eukaryota; Apicomplexa; Conoidasida; Eucoccidiorida; Eimeriidae
Exons: 11
Coding region: 1-2541 (846 amino acids)
Source: RefSeq, a predicted model, not a curated record